This is a messenger RNA of Geodia barretti, 357 nucleotides long. The record is from the annotation of a GenBank genome assembly. NCBI's taxonomy places the organism in Eukaryota, Metazoa, Porifera, Demospongiae, Tetractinellida, Geodiidae.
AUGGGCACUUUCUAUAUAGAAAUUGGCCUGGGAGACGAACAGGGAUCAAAUUGGCGGACAUUGGACGCGCUGGUUGACACCGGCGCGUCCACGACUUCGCUACCCGCCAGCGUUCUGCAGGAAUUGGGUGUGCGCCCUUUGUCUACUGAACGGUUCCGGUUCGCUCAAGGUGAGGUGAGGGAAUUGCCGGUUGGCUACACCUGGAUUAGAUUUGCCGGCAAGGAGGUGAUCACCCAGGUCAUCUUCAAUGCCGAGGGAACCUCCCCCCUGCUCGGUGCGUUGGCACUUGAGGCCGCUUACAUGGCCGUCGACCCGGUCGGGCAGAGGCUGAUCCCGGUUGAAGGUUUCCUGAUGUAG